GGAAAAAAGAAAAAAAAAGUGCAAAAGCAAGCAAACCAAAGUACUGAUGAGAGAUUAUUGAUAUUUUUCAUAAAUUUACUUUCGUUAUGGGGACAGAAAUAGCUAUAUCAUUUAGUACUUUACGUGCUCAAUUAGAAAAUGAGAAGAGUAGUUUAUAUAAAAUAGACGAAAACAUCAAGCGAAUACAAAUAACCGGACGUUUCCCAAAUGAUAGAUUUAAUAACUCUUCGGGAGAUUACGCAAGAAGUGGGCCCCGCCAGGUCGGUAGGAAUUCCUUUCCAGAUACCGGCAAUAAUUAUAAAAAUGAUGAUCAAUUCAACAAAAGAAAACAUGAAACCAAGACCGUUUUUAGCAGAUUAUCAGCCCGCGUUCAUGAUAGUGACGGAGAGGAUGAUGGACCAGGCAUUAAGAGAGUACGAGUUCCAUCAGCAGUUUGUCGGGAGCUGCCCACUAGGGCUGCAGUGUUACGGGCCCAAGGUGAUGAUGAGCAAGCGAGGACACGCAACAGACGCAUCUUUGGUUCACUAUUAGGGACUCUACAAAAGUUUAAACAAGAGGAAAUUGUAUUACAAACUAAGGAAGAUAAGAAAGCUCAAGUGGAGCGUAAAAUCGAAGAACAGGCUCGGUUAGAAAAAGAAAGGGAACAAAAGGAAAGAAAAACUCUUUACGCAGAGAGGGAACAUAAGAAGGCCACUAUCAAAUCAUUAGAGGCCAAAAUGGCGCGUGUUCAGGAAUUUGAGAAGUGGGAGGCCACACAGAAGAAACUUGGCAACUUUAUACUGACUAAGGCCAAGCCCCAUGUGUACUGGUUGCCUAAAAAGAUGACAGAUAAGGCCAUGGAGAAGUUGAAUUCAAGUAGAAAAUUCCAUGAAAAAUGCAUGAUAAAGAAACGGCAAGAGCUUCAAGAUGAGUUGCAGCGGAUAGAGCAGCGUUGUCUCCGGACCAGAGCACCCGGAGCCAAGGAGAAUGACCCUGAAUCCACUGAAGAUGGCCAUAAAGAAGAGUCCAAUCAAAAGAAUUCUGAUUCUGAUCAUGAAAUGACAGAUGAUAAGGGAAGUAAAAGGAAUAAGUUUGCAAUGGACGCCGAUGAAAAGGAGAAAGAUGAUAGCGAUGUGGAUGACAGGCAUGAUGAGGCUCCAAAUAUUGAUAUAAAGCCAAAAGAAGAGAAAGAAUUGGAUGAGAGUAAAAUGGACACCAAUGUGAAGCAGAACACAAGUAUCGCCGAGGAUUCGACAAUGAUGACAGAAACGCAAGACGAGAGCGAGCCUCAAGAGAUGAGCCAAGACGAGGUAAAGGCGGAGCAGCCAGACAAAUCAGACGUCCAGAACUCAGAUCAUUCCUAACGCCUGUAAUCAUACUGUACUGAAAUGUAUAAAGUACUAAAUAGACGAGAUAAAAUUAUACCCAUAUGGAAAAUUUAUUUUCAUUUUAUUGGUACGGUUUUUGUUUAUGGGAUGAAUGACGAUUGCAAAAUAUAAAAUAAUGUAAGGAGUGCAACUUUUUUUUUCAUUGAUAUAGUCUCUGGUCUGGUUAUAGUUGUUAAAAAAUGUUUUGCAAUAAUCAAGCCGGCGGUCACUUGAUGGAAAAUGGCAACCAUUGUUUUUAGAUGUGAACAGCACCAUGGUCGUCAUAGAAACUAAUCAUUUAUCAAAGUACGCCUUUAUUUUAUCCUUAUUAUGUUACGAUAUCAAUUGUUACUGCUUGUCUAUGGUGUCCAGGCUGAUUGAUGAACUUGUUAUUUUCAAAAAUGGUAUAAAAAUGGCCAAUAUAUACAACUUGUCACAAUAGGGAGAUUGUGUACUAUAUAUUGGGUCGGUGCGUAUGAAGUUGCCGAUUUAAUCAGAGGAUCAAAAACACAAAAUAAUUUGUUUAAAAAUUAUUUAAUUGUGACAAAAUAAUUACAUUGAUGCGCAAUCGGCAAUUUCAUAUGGCACCAACCCAACCCAAUACAUUACUGGUUACUUGUGGUAGGUCCAUUAAUUACGAUACCAAUUGGUACAAAAUUAUUUAUUUAAUUUAAAUAUAUGUACAUAGCAGUUAUUAUAUUUACAUCGUAAUGCAGUAAAUUCAGGCUGAAACAACAAUAUAGGCCUGCUGACAGUGAAAGAUUAUCAAUACGAGAUUAAUGUGUCAAGCUCCUGUAGACAAGUAAAUAAAUAAUUACAUAUGUUUUUUACAAUAAUUGUCUAAAUAUUUUGGUAACAAUUAAGGGGCAUAUAACUUUAAAAAAUCGCAGAUACAGCCAUCAAAUGUACCAUUAAGUACAAUAUAAAGGCAAAUAAUAAAUUAUAUUAAUAUCUAUAAUUAUAAUAAUUAAAUUAUUAUACAAAUAAUUUAUGUUUUUAAAUCCUUUUUAAUGUUAUAGUGCAAGUGAGUUUGUUACUUCUUGAUGCCCUGACAGAUCAACGAAUCAUUAUAAUCUUUUGUAAACACAUACAUAAUAUUUAGCAUAGACAGUCAAUGGGCGCAGAUGUGGUAUAUAAAAGCCCAGGAAGGAAGACAGUUCAUCUUUUCUGUCCUUAUUUAUUGUUAUUUUUAAUUAAAAAAAGGCAAAGCCUACAUAUCCAAGCAUAAUAAUCGUGACCAAUAAAUUUAUCAUAAAAUUUUCAAUCUAAUGUGAAAAUUCUAGAAGCUAUAUCGUCCAACAUCCAAUCCAUGCCAUCUAGAAGGUUCUCUCCGGUGACCGCCGAACAUCGCACGAUGCGCCAGUGGUGUGUUUUGAUGCUGUCCAGGUCUAGAGCCUGAAAAUUAUAUUUAAUAAAAAAGGUUUUGUUUUAUGAGAAUACCACUGUAUUAGAUUGUGCUUUAUAUAUUUAUUAAAUAAAAUUGUCUAAGUGAGUAAUUAAA
Molecule: messenger RNA, 2847 nt
Organism: Galleria mellonella (greater wax moth)
Lineage: Eukaryota; Metazoa; Arthropoda; Insecta; Lepidoptera; Pyralidae
Gene: Pnn
Product: pinin
Exons: 6
Coding region: 87-1343 (418 amino acids)
Cellular component (GO): catalytic step 2 spliceosome
Source: RefSeq, a predicted model, not a curated record